CGGCUCCUCUGCCGCCGCAAAGUUCCCCUUCGCCUUGUGUCUGCGAGGAGGAGGGUGUGGUGGCGAAGCUUUUAAAACCACCCUGAAACCUUACUUCGACCCUCCAGUUGCUCAAUAGUAGGAAUCGGAGAAGUCUGCCCCUGGGAACGGAAUGAUCGGCUGAAGCCCCAAAAAGGGCCUUGCACCCGGGGAAACGCCCGCAGCUGUACUCCCGCGCUCGGGCCACGCUUCGCCCUCCACUCGGGCUCAGUCGGUUCGCGCCCGUCUGUUACCUGCUCGUUUCCGGGGGAACCGCCACUCGCCGCGCGGGCCGAGAGCGCGCCGCGGCCGGGAAAGACGCCGCUCCCGCCAGUCGGAUCGAGGUCUAGGUGAGACCGGGCUCUGAGAUUCCUGCAGUGUCGCUCCUGGCCAUCGGUUCCAGAUAUCACUCUGAAAAACUGAAGCUCAGAGAAAUUUGGCCAAGAUAAGUGACCAAGUUGGAUGAAAAUUCAGUUCUGUCAGCUCAAUGGAGUUUGCGACAGCCCUGGCAGACUUUCAAGCAGGGGCUAGCUGUCCCAUCUGUUCGGACUACUUGAAAGACCCAGUGACCAUUAACUGUGGGCAUAACUUCUGUCUCUCCUGCAUCAGUAUGUCCUGGAAGGAUCUAACUGAUACUUUCCCCUGCCCUUUUUGCCGAUUUUGCUGUCUAGAAAGGAAAUUUGCAAGCAACCCCCAGCUGGGCAAUUUGACUGAAAUUGCUAGGUUACUCCAGAUAAGAAGAAGCAAGAGGAAGAGACAAGAAGAGAAGCUUUUAUGUAAAAAGCACAAUCAGGUUUUGACCUUUUUCUGUCAGAAGGACUUAGAGGUUUUGUGUGCACAGUGCACUUUCUCUGAUGAUCACCGGAAACAUUAUGUUUGGCCCAUAGAGAAGGCCGCCCCCUAUCAUCGGCAAAGAUUGGAAUAUUGCCUUGAACCAUGGAAAGAUAGAGUGGAACAAAUUGAAAAGGUGAUAACUAUGCAAACCAGAAAAUCACUGGAACUGAAGAAGAAGGUAGAAUAUAGGAGAGAAGAAAUAAGGUCUGAAUUUGAGCAACUUCUGUUGUUUCUUCAAAACGAGCAAGAGACUGUUCUUCGGCAAUUACAAGAUGAAGAAACGAAUAUUUUAGCAAAACUAAAUGAAAACAUAACAAAUUUUUCAGAUCAUGUUUCCACAUUAAAAUAUUUAUUAAAGGAGAUAGACAGCAAAUAUGUGAAGUCAAAACUGGAAUUCCUGACAGAUGUUAAAAGCAUCUACCAUAGAUAUAAAACCUUAAAGGCCCCUGAACCUUUUUCAUUCCAGUUAAAAGAAUAUGGUUACCAUCUUCCUCCACAAUAUUCUGGCCUAAACAAAAUUAUCAAGCAUUUUCACGUUGAUGUAUUUCUAGAUCCCGAAACAGCACAUCGUAAACUUAUUGUUUCACAUGAUAGAAAAACUGUACAAUAUGGAAAUAGAAUGCAAAACGUACCCCAUAACCCAAAGAGAUUUUAUCUCUGCCCAGUUGUUCUGGGUUCUGAGGGAUAUGAUUCAGGCAGACAGUAUUGGGAGGUAGAAGUGAAAGACAAGACUGAAUGGGCCUUGGGCGUCUGCAAAGACUCUCUUCCCAGAAGAAGAAAGAGUCAGAAUGCUUCGAUUUUAUUAGAGGAUGGGUUGUGGUGUAUCAGGCGAGGUGGUCCAAUUAAUUACACUGCACUGGGUCCUGAAAAGGUUAAUUUUCUGCCAAAAGUAAUACCUAGAAAGAUUGGCAUUUUUUUAGACUAUGAAUUGGGUGAGGUUUCCUUUUACAACUUGAGUGAUAGAUCUCUGCUUCAUGUUUUUAGUGAUUACUUUACAGGAGCACUUUGGCCCUAUUUCCAUACUGGAACUGACUCAAAACCUCUUAAAAUCUGUACGGUAACAGAUUUUGAAUAAUGAGCUAUUGGGAGACUUGUUUAUUUACCUUAAUAACUCUGUAAUGUGCUUUGUUCUUUUUCUUGUCUUUCUCAGUUUUGACGUAAUACAAUGAAAAAUGAAAUGGUGAUCUCACCAUAUAUAUACUUAUGUAUGCACACACAAUCAAUAGAUAAUCUUCCCUCUGUUUCUUUUUAAGCAAUGUACCCUCUCUGUUCAGCUGCCAUCCCUCACCUCGUUUGGGAACUGACCUUUCUUCUUGAAAUCCCUGUUGAUUAGUUGUUUUUUUCUUUUUAGGUUUACUCUAUUCAAGGAAUCACAUCUUAACAAUAUUGGGACUUCUAAUCCAUGAACUCAUUUAUUUGGGUCUUUAACUUCUCUCCAAUUUUUAUAGUUUUUAGUAUAUCUGACUUUCACAUUUUGGGGUAGAUUUAUCCCUAAGUAGAAUCCAUUGGAUUUUCUGUAGAGGUGCUCAUGCCAUUUGUAAAUAGACUUCCACUUUUUCAUUUACAGCCUAAGUUCUUUUUCUUUUCUUGCCUAUUUGCACUGACUAGGACCUCCAGCACAGGGUUGAUUCUUAUUUUGAUUGGGUUUAUCCCCCAUUUUACUGCUCACAUUUACUCAAUUUCUAUUCUUUUUUUUGUUGUUACUUUUAUUACCUAACUUGGAUAGCUCUCAGUCUUCGCUUAAAAUGAUCUUUAAUAUUGUCAAUUCAAUAUUACCUCACCAUUUCCCCACUGAUGGGUAUAUAUUAAGGUCAUGCUAACUUUUGCAAAUAAUGUACAUUGAAUAUAUAUUUAUACUUUUCCAUUGUGGACCAUAAUGAAAAAGAAGACACCCACAUACAUAACCAUGACCUGACACUAACAUCACCUUUGAACUCUGCCUCUUCUCAGCCCAUCUCUUCCUGGUUCUAUUCAGUUCUCUCCACCAUUCUUAAUUUGACAUUCUACUGAGUUUUACAUAAAAUCAACACUGGAUUAUUCUGUCAGGGUUUUUUUCCCCCAUGUUCAUGAGAUUAAUCAUGCUUUUGCUUAAGGUAGUAUUUGUUUUCACUCCACUUCUGAUGGAUACUCAGUUUGAAACUAUGAAAAUUAUACAUCUGGUUUCUUUGUAGUGUAAAUUAAUGGACCUUCAUCUUGAUUGGAUACUGCAAUUUUUCCCCCAAAGUUAGUGCCAAAUUACACUCCUACACAGUGUAUAAAUGUCCUCAUUGCUCUGCAUUAACAGUUCAAUUCUAACAAAUUCUUUACUAGUUUGCAGGAUGUUAAAUGUUAUCUAUAGUUAUAAUUAUUUCUAUGAUUUCUAAUAGAGUAUAUUUCCAUAAGUUUAAGUUAUCCCUGUUUCUUCCCUAUAAAGUACCUGUUCUUUUUUUUUUCCUUUUUUUUUUAAUGGUCUUGCUAAGAUCAGCAAUGAACUCAUUUCUUUAAAUUGACUUUAGAGAGAGAGAAGAAAAAGAAAGCCCUGGCUGGCGUAGCUCAGUGGAUCGAGUGCGGGCCUGCGAACCAGAGUAUCGCGGUUUGAUUCCCAGUCAGGGCACAUGCCUGGGUUGCAGGCCAGUUCCCGGCAGGGGACGCAUGAGAGGCAACCACACAUUGGUGUUUCUCUCCCACUCUUUCUCCUUCCCUUCCCCUCUCUCGAAAAAUAAAUAAAGAAAAUAUUUAAAAAAAGAAAAAGAAAGAGAGAAACAUCAGUUUGUUAUUCCACUUACUUGUGUAUUAAUUUGUUGAUCUUUUGUAUGUGCCCUGACCAGGGAUCAAAUCCACACCUUGGUGCAUUGGGACAUUGCUUAUAACCAACUGAACUAUCUGACUAGUGCUCCUUGUUUUUCAAUUAGUCUAUUUGUCUCAUUGAUAUCAACUCUUCUGGGUUCUAGUCCUGUAGAAAUUAGUCACUGCAGGUAUCUUCAAGUUUAUCUCUUAUGGUGUCUCGUACAGAAUUUCUUAUAUUUGAUGUAGUUGAUUAUAUUGGUCUUUCAAGGUUUGAAUUCUUGUUGAAGAAAUCCUAUCCUACACUAAUGCUAUUAAAAUACUCUGCAUGCUUCUAAACAUUUUAAACAUAAUUGGAGUUGAUAGUGUUUGGGGGAAUAGGAUGGGGCCCGCCUGGAUAUUUAGUUAUAUAUAAUGAAUAAAUAACCAGUGGUCACAACUCAACUUAUUAAGCAGUCCAUCAUUUUUUCAACUGAUUUGCAAUGCUACUUGUAUCUGACAUAGAAUCUGUUCUACUGGUCUGUUGGUCUAUCCUUGGGCCAAUACCAUGCUCAAAUAUUACAGCUCACUCGUUCGUGAUAUCUGGUGGAAAUUUUCAUCAUCCAUUCAGGGUUAUCUUGGCAACUCUUGGCCUCUUCCAUGUAAAUUUACAAUCAGUUUACUAAAUUAAACAUAACCAUGGAGAAUUAAUUUGAAAUUGCAUUGAAGCUGUAAGUCAAAUUGGACAAAAUAGACAAUCUCCACUUUAUGGAGUUGCCUGAACAUAAUACACCUUUACAUCUAUUUAAGUGUCUCUUAAAAAUUUAUAUGACAUCUACCAGUUGGCUGCCUUAGGUUAUAAUUAAACUUUAUAAUUCACAUGACAUCAAGAUUACUCAGAAUGAUACAGUGUAAUCAGCUUGCCAGCAGCUUUCCUUUUUAUGGAAAUCCUUGCUGUAGUCUAUAUAGCUUAGAAGUCCAGGAGUACUUUCCUUGGGUUCCCUAUGAGAUGGCUCAGGUGGACAUAAAUGAGACAUUGACAAAAGCUUCACAGUCCAGAAGACCACUAAAUCUUAAUUUCCUGACAAGUGAGUGGGCUCCAUAGAUCGAAAAGGACCUUAUGAAAUUUUACUAAAGAUUAUUAAGUGAUCUCCGGAGGAAGCACAUAUACAAGGUAGCAAAAGUUUUAGAGUUUGAACUUUGUAGGUUUUGGAACCAGUUUCCUUACCUUUAAAAUAGAAAAAUAAUCAACUUCAUAAAGUUGAUUAAAGACUUAAGUGCUCCCAGCUGCCACCCUCAAUAAUACCAUGACUUCAGACCUAGUCUCCCCUUUCUCAUUUCGAUUAAACAAUGCAGCUAAGCAUUUUGUGCUUUAAGAAUAGUUUAUUUGAUUCCAACUGAAUCUUUAAUCCAGUGUUAAUGUUUUUGUUAAUGUUCAUUGUUUACAAGAUUUAUUAGAAUUACCAACCAUUGCUUUAUAAUCACCAUUGCCAACUUAGAGGCAACCCCUUUCAACUCAUGUUCUCUGGGUAUUUUAUAGUCACUAAAUAAGCUAAUAGUGAUACUUAUGAAUUUUUUAGUUUGAGGUAUCAUUUGAUGUCCUACUUCGGAAGAUGAGAAUUUCACCCUGGCCCUCUCCAAAUAGAAUUCUUCAUUUUUUUAUAUUUUCUGAUGUUUACAUGCAGUGGUCUAAAUCUGUCAAUUUAAGCACAUGUAGCUUUCUACCACUUUGAUUUUGCAGAUUACCCGAGGAGCCAUCUUACCAACCCCAGUGCAGGCAGGUUGUUCACUAAGCCAACUGCUCAGAUAACAUCUUGGGGGUGGAUACCCUUAGCUUCUCUUGAGUUUUUCCUAUUUCCAUAUCUUUGUCCAUUCAGAAGUUAGUGUCUCAUUCUGUUGGAGAAUGUCCUUCAGUAGCUUCCUAAUCAGAGUACAUGGGAAAUAAAUUGUAUGAGGACUGUAUGUCUGAAAAUGUCUUUAGGCUAUCCUGAUAUUUAACUGAACGUUCCUCAGGGUACAAAAUUCUAGUUUUGAAAUAAUUUGCUCAUUUUUAGCAUUUUCAUUGUGGUAUCUAAAGUGUAUAAAACACAUCAGCAUAGACAAUAUGCUAUAAGCACAACUUUUUAAAGAAAUUGUAUUCAUUGAUUUUAGAGAGAGAAACCAGUUUGUUGUUUCACUUAUUUAUGCAUUUAUUGGUUGAUUAUGUGACCUGACUGGGGAUAGGACCCACAACCUUGGCAAACUGUGAUGACAUUCUACCCAGCUGAGCUACCCAACCAGAGCCUAAGCACAACUUUCAAUACUGUAUACAGAAUUGGUCGGUUAACCUGACAAGGAAUUCAUAUUCAGGGAUGUUCAGCUGGCUUUCCCAUGAAGAACCUCAAGCCCCAUGUGCUACAAUUGCUUCAGUUAUCUUAAUCUACAAAUUCUGAAGCUAUAAUUAAAAUAAUGGAUUACAAUGGACAAAAAAUGGAUGGCAUUGGUGGAACUGGACAUACAUGGAUUGACUAAAGUGUUUGAGUCACUCCACACUGUAGCCGGAAUAGGACAAUAAAGUACAGGGAAGGAACCCUGCAGGCUGUACCUCAUUAAACAUGGGCCUAGAACUCCAAAAACAUCUGUCCAGUCAUCGAUUUUUGAGGGUGCUGGUAGCCUCAUAGUAACUAUCAAUAUAAUGUUAGAUGAAUCUUGCUUUAUGGAAUUGUGUUUGCUUCAAGUGAACCAUUUACAAGAUCAAAGCACCCAAAGGACAGAAUGCUGGGAACAGUGAAGUUACAAACAAGACAAUGUAUAGUGACUGCCUGCUAAAUAUAUAGACAAUUUUAAAAAUGUCUACAUGUAGGGCAAAGUUUUGACUGAGACUUGAUUUUUUUUUUAUUACCCAGUAGUUGUUAACCUUUACACACAAAGAACUAUUGACAGUUAUCUAUUGAGAGGAG
This is a messenger RNA of Artibeus jamaicensis (Jamaican fruit-eating bat), 6533 nucleotides long. RefSeq names its product tripartite motif containing 60 (gene TRIM60). The record is from RefSeq and is a predicted model, not a curated record. Lineage: Eukaryota; Metazoa; Chordata; Mammalia; Chiroptera; Phyllostomidae. Gene Ontology annotation, molecular function: zinc ion binding; protein binding. The transcript is spliced from 3 exons. Bases 506 to 1927 code for a protein of 473 amino acids.